Molecule: messenger RNA, 3918 nt
Organism: Megalops cyprinoides (Indo-Pacific tarpon)
Lineage: Eukaryota; Metazoa; Chordata; Actinopteri; Elopiformes; Megalopidae
Gene: h6pd
Product: hexose-6-phosphate dehydrogenase (glucose 1-dehydrogenase)
Exons: 5
Coding region: 125-2506 (793 amino acids)
Biological process (GO): pentose-phosphate shunt, oxidative branch; pentose-phosphate shunt; glucose metabolic process
Cellular component (GO): endoplasmic reticulum
Molecular function (GO): NADP binding; 6-phosphogluconolactonase activity; glucose-6-phosphate dehydrogenase activity
Source: RefSeq, a predicted model, not a curated record
CAACGUUGCGCUUCGAGCAGGAUCAGUCACUAAGGGCAGAUAGUGUCUGCACAGAGAAACCCACUAAAGCCGCUUGCUGCUUCCUCUGCAGGAAGGUAGCUGAGGGGUCGGCCGUGGAAGGACGAUGUGGAACAUUGUGUGUGCCCUGGCGCUCCUGGGCGGAGCGUGGGCAAAGGAGGGGCAGGGCGGCGAAGCCAAGGGCCAUGUGACGGUGGUGGUGGUGGGCGCCACGGGCGACCUGGCCAGGAAAUACCUCUGGCAGGGCUUCUUCCAGCUCUACGCGGACCAGGUCGGUGGUGGACACAGCUUCUCUUUCUAUGGCGGGGCGCUGUCCGAGACCGACAAUGGAACGCCGGUGCUGUUUGAGAUCCUGAAGGGCUUGGCGUGCCCGCCGGGCCUCACCCCAGAGAGGUGCGCCCUGCUGAGGGACCAGUUCCUGAAGCUGGCGCAGUAUAGGAGGCUGAAGACGGCGGAAGACUACGCGUCGCUCUCGGCAGAGGUAGCCAAGGCGGUGCAGCAGGAGGGCCUGACCGAGGCCGGCCGGCUCUUCUACCUGUCCGUGCCUGCCUUCGCCUACGCCGGCGUCGCUGAGAACAUCAACGGCAGCUGCCGGCCCCCCAGUGGGGCGUGGCUGAGGGUGGUGCUGGAGAAGCCAUUCGGGCACGACCUCGGCAGCGCCCAGGUCCUCUCCGCCCAGCUGGAGAAGUCCCUGAAGGAGGAGGAGAUGUACAGGAUCGACCACUACCUGGGGAAACAGGUGGUCUCCCAGAUCUUGCCGUUCCGGAAGGAGAACAGGAUGUCCCUGGAGCCCAUCUGGAACAAACACCACAUCGAGAGAAUAGAGAUCGUACUGAAGGAAACCCUGGAUGCCAAAGGCCGGAUCCAGUUUUACGACCAGUACGGGGUCAUCCGCGACGUCCUGCAGAACCACCUGACCGAGGUCAUGACCCUGCUGACCAUGGAGGUACCAGCCAACCUGAGAAACAGCCAGGAUGUCAUGCGUAAAAAGCUGGAGGUGUUCGGCGCCCUGCAGCAGUUGGUCAAGAGCAGCGCGGUCGUCGGGCAGUACCAGGCGUAUAACGCAGAGGUGCAGGAGGAGCUCAACAAAACCAAGGAGCACGUCAGCAUCACGCCCACCUUUGCAGGUGUGGUGGUGCAUCUCGACAACUCCCAGUUUGACGGCGUCCCCAUCUUCCUGAUCUCAGGGAAGAUGCUGGACGAGCGGGUCGGCUACGCCCGUGUUCUCUUCAAGAACGAGGUGGUCUGCGUGCAGAACCCGUCCAGCGUCCACUGCAAGCCGCGGCAGAUCAUCUUCCACUUCGGCCACGGCGACCUGCACCUUCCGGCCGUCCUGGUCAGCAAGAACCUGUUUAAGCCGGCCACGGUGGAGGGCUGGAAGGAGCCGGAGGAGCGCAAGGACCUCAGCCUGUUCGGCCUGGCGUUGUCGGACUACCACGUCCAGACGCCGGCGGAGCAGAAGGAGGCGUACGGCCUGCUCAUCUCGCAAAUCUUCCGCGGGCGUAGGGACAACUUCGUCAGCGCCGAGGUGCUGCUGGCCUCCUGGAGCUUCUGGACGCCGCUCCUGUACGCCUUGGCGCACGAGUUCCCCCGGCCGUACCCCGGCGGCGCCGCCAACGGCAACCUCCUCGACCUGGAGCUGCACGGUCGCGAGGUGGCCUUCCUCGGGGACGGCGGCGUGGUGGUGAUCCCGCAGGACGGCGCCGGGGGCAGCGGCGGGGCGGCGUCCGCCGGCAGCUUCCAGGUGACGCAGGGCAAGUUCCGCGGCGCGGACAUGGUGUCAGCCUGGGCGGAGGAGCUGGUGUACCGGCUGGCCGCCGACCUCCAGGAGGCUGCCGAGGAGGCGGUGCGCGAGGGCGGCCGCUUCCACCUGGCGCUGUCGGGCGGCUCCAGCCCGCUAGCGCUCUUCCACAGGCUGGCGCUGCACCACUACGCCUUCCCCUGGCGCCACACGCACGUGUGGAUGGUGGACGAGCGCUGUGUGCCCCUCUCGGAGCCCGGCUCCAACUUCCGCGCCCUCCACGACCACCUGCUGCAUCACGUGAGGCUGCCCUACUUCAACGCCCACCCCAUGCCCGUGCAGCUGAACCAGCGGCUCUGCGUGGAGGAAGACGGCGGCCCGCUGGCCUACGAGCGCGACAUCGCCCGCCAAGUCAACGGCUCCAGCUUCCACUUCGUCCUGCUGGGCGUGGGCUACGACGGGCACACCGCCUCGCUCUUCCCCGGCGCCCGGCCCGAGGUGCACGGCGACCGGCUGGUGGCGCUGACGGAGAGCCCCGCCAAGCCACACCAGCGCAUGAGCCUCACGCUGGCCGCCAUAAACCGUGCGCGAAAGGUGGGCGUGCUGGUGACGGGCAAGGGCAAGCACGAGCUGAUCACCCAGCUCAGCCGGGUCAAGGACGACCCGCAGAAGUGGCCCAUAACCGGUGUCAAGCCCAACGGGGGGAAGCUGGUGUGGUACAUUGACUACGAGGCUCUCCUGGGGUGAGGGGGCCGUGGGGCCGAGGCUGCGGUUUGCAGCGUGCAUCAUCACUGUGAACGCCUCAGUGGAAUGAGGUCCGACCAAACUUCACGCUUUGGCAACGGUAGACAUUCUGCGCAAGGUUGCUUUUUUUUCUAGCAAUGGCAUUGAAAUGUUCUGAUUGCUUCCUUUGUUGAGUUUGAUUUGCAUGGAUUGCAUUGAUUGUGUUUGGAAAAUUCUGAAUGUAAAAAAUGGUAUUUCAGUCCAGGGUUCUUUUGAUCAUGGACUUUUUUAAAAUCAUUUUUAAAAACGGUUCUGUUCAUACAAUAUCAAUCUAUUUCUAUAUGGUUGGUUCAAGUGUGUGCAUGAGUGUGAGUGCGUGCGUGUGAGUUUGUGUGUGUGUGCGUGUGGGUUUGACUCCCCUGGAGUCAUGACAGGGUCAUAGCACACCAGUGUUGAACCUUAAAGUAGCACUGCCUUGGUGAUGGCCACCAUCUUGACUUUAUGAAUUAAAAAAAAGAAUAUUAGGGUCCAGCUCUGCUAGAGGCAGAUGAUCUUUCAGGGAUGAAUUCCAAAGGAAUUGUGUUCAUGUGAUUUUUUGUGUGUGUGUGUGUGUGUGUGUGUGUGUGUGUGUGUGUGAAGGAUUUGCAGGCACAUCGCUGUGAUGCACUGUUUUGCUACUGAGAAGUCUACCUUUAACAGUGCAGCUGAUCCUGGGCUUCGGGACGAGGAACAGUACUGUGGUGUCGAAUCAGAGAGGAGCUUCCUUUAUGACUCUGUCGGCAGGGUGAAUCAAGGUUCACAGAGUCCGCCCAGGCCCGUUUGCUCUCUGUGUGCGGUUGUUUGCAUUUGUUUGAAGGAACAGCCUAUGCUAUAAUGUUUUUUUUUCCCCUUCCGCAUUUAUCAUUAAAGAGGUGAGUGUGGUUCUUCUGAAAAGUUCAGCUUUGCUAUGUCUCUGAACUCAAGUGCCUUCCUAGACCAGGGGAACGCUCAUUUUUCCACAGAAAGAACGUGGGCGCAACGGAGAUCUCGCAGUUUGUCUGAACUGCGGCCCGGCGGCUUUGACCAGCUUCCCAUUGAUUUUAAAACACCCUCCCAACCCCCCGCACUUUUCUGUAGCUGGUGCAUUGUUUCAAUUUCAAUUAAAUCUUUUUAAAAAGCCAUGCUUAAGAGAGAGCUGUGCUGUGGUUUUCUGUAGUUUCACCUUAUAAUUUAUAUUUAAUUGCACUGUUUUGAAAUUCUGAGUCAUUGCUUGAUCGUGCUGAAACUCUUGUAAGAUUGGUUCCUCAUUAUUUUUGAUUGCAGUUGAAACACUUAUCUCGAAUAAAUUAUUAAAUGGCUGUGUAAAAUUGGGGGCCGAAUGAAUUCUAACCUAUCUCCGCCUUCUGUGAUAGGUACGUGGUUUUUGCUGUCAUAUAACAAAUUUUUAACUUCCUGCA